UUCGCCGGAGCGCGACCCGGGGACUCCCAGGCUUGUGGGCGGGCCCUGCCCAGGACUGGGCGGUGCCAGAACCCCUAGUUUAAAAACUCGCGGGUACCGGACCUAAGAUCGGGGACCCGGCGGCGGCUCCGCGGGGGAAACAGCGAGGCUGGCGCAGCGCCGAGGCCGCGGCCCUGGGGGCCCGCAAUCCACGCCAAGGAAUCCCCGAGUUAGCAGGGGUGAGCGCAGUCACUGCCCAACGCAAACCGUGAAGAAGCUUCUGGAAGAGCAGAGGCGCCGCCAGCAGCAGCAGCCGGACGCUGGCGGGGUGCAGGGGCAAUUUCUCCCUCCCCCAGAGCAGCCCCUGACCCCAUCUGUGAAUGAGGCUGUGACUGGCCACCCUCCCUUCCCAGCACACUCGGAGACUGUGGGUUCUGGACUUAGCAGCCUGGGUCUCCCCAUGGGCUUUCCAGACUGGGACCCCAGCACGCAUGCUGCCUACACAGACAGCCCCUACUCUUGCCCUGCUUCUGCUGCCGAAAGUUUCCUGCCUCCUGACUUCUACCCACCCUCGGACCCAGGGCAGCCGUGCCCAUUUCCCCAGGGCAUGGAGGCAGGACCCUGGAGAGUUUCUACACUCCCUUCGGGACCCCCACAGUUCCCCGCUGUGGUCCCUGGACCAUCGCUGGAGGCGGCCCGAGCUCACAUACUGGCUUUGGGGCCACAGCAGCUGCUGGCCCAGGAUGAGGAGGGGGACACGCUCCUUCACCUGUUUGCGGCUCGGGGGCUGCGCUGGGCGGCGUACGCUGCGGCUGAGGUGCUCCAGGUGUACCGGCGUCUUGACAUUCGUGAGCAUAAGGGCAAGACCCCUCUCCUGGUGGCGGCUGCUGCCAACCAGCCCCUGAUUGUGGAGGAUCUGCUGAACCUGGGAGCAGAGCCCAACGCCACUGACCAUCAGGGACGUUCGGUCUUGCACGUGGCCGCUACCUACGGGCUCCCAGGAGUUCUCUUGGCUGUGCUUAACUCCGGGGUCCAGGUUGACCUGGAAGCCAGAGACUUCGAGGGCCUCACCCCGCUCCACACGGCCAUCCUGGCCCUUAACGUUGCUAUGCGCCCUUCUGACCUCUGCCCCCGGGUGCUGAGCACGCAGGCCCGAGACAGACUGGAUUGUGUCCACAUGUUGCUGCAAAUGGGUGCUAAUCACACCAGCCAGGAGAUCAAGAGCAACAAGACAGUUCUGCACUUGGCCGUGCAGGCUGCCAACCCCACUCUGGUUCAGCUGCUGCUGGAGCUGCCCCGGGGAGACCUGCGGACCUUUGUCAACAUGAAGGCCCACGGGAACACAGCCCUCCACAUGGCGGCUGCCCUGCCCCCUGGGCCGGCCCAGGAGGCCAUCGUGCGGCACCUGUUGGCAGCUGGGGCGGACCCCACACUGCGCAACCUGGAGAAUGAGCAGCCUGUUCACCUGCUGCGUCCCGGGCCGGGCCCUGAGGGGCUCCGGCAGCUGUUGAAGAGGAGCCGUGUGGCGCCGCCAGGCCUGUCCUCUUAGGACUCAAACCCAGACCCUGGACUGAUUUUCCAGUCCCCACCGUCCUGCGGGACAGCCAGCGUAUGCUAAUGUUGCAAAACCAUGAUAAUGUAUGUGGAAUAUCCUGCCAUUGGGGUCUUACAUUAAAACCCCAGAAUGGCUGCAGAGGGGUGAACAGACCCCAAUAUUUGGGGUGCUGUGAUACCCCUCUUCUACCCACAAGGAGCCCUCUUGAUGAUUUCUGUGAAAUCGAGGCCCCUUGUUUGUUUCUGUGAAACACCCUGCACCCUUAGUCCUUUCCCCGCUGAGAUCCUUCGGGUUCUCUCCCGUAACUCAGCUCUUCGUUCCCAGAAACCCAAAUGUAAUCCCCCUACGUGGUGCUUGGGGCAUCUCAAUACCAUCUCAGUAAAGCUCCUACGAUGGCCUCCUCGCCCUCGCCAGGACCCACACCCUUUGGGUCCUCACCCUGAGACAGGAGGGACCCUCUGAGAUCAGGGACCCUUAGGUCCCACUGCUCUCUGAUUCAGAACUCAGCUGGGCCCCGUUCCAGACCCCAGCAUUCCUGGUCACUCCCUCCUUAAUCUGGGCAUCUCUCAAGCUCUUUAUUAAAGUCAAUUUGGGUCAG
Molecule: messenger RNA, 2132 nt
Organism: Mandrillus leucophaeus (drill)
Lineage: Eukaryota; Metazoa; Chordata; Mammalia; Primates; Cercopithecidae
Gene: NFKBID
Product: nuclear factor of kappa light polypeptide gene enhancer in B-cells inhibitor, delta
Exons: 12
Coding region: 440-1528 (362 amino acids)
Biological process (GO): regulation of gene expression
Cellular component (GO): nucleus
Molecular function (GO): protein binding
Source: RefSeq, a predicted model, not a curated record